Puma concolor (puma) is the source of this 2445-nucleotide messenger RNA. RefSeq names its product phospholipase A2 group IVD (gene PLA2G4D). Lineage: Eukaryota; Metazoa; Chordata; Mammalia; Carnivora; Felidae. The record is from RefSeq and is a predicted model, not a curated record. Gene Ontology annotation, molecular function: calcium-dependent phospholipid binding; calcium ion binding. Gene Ontology annotation, biological process: glycerophospholipid catabolic process. Gene Ontology annotation, cellular component: cytosol.
AUGGAAAGACUGACAACUAGGGGACCACCUGGCCAUCCUCACCAGGUGGAGGCCUCUGCUUGCUGGCGGCUUACUGUGAAGGUCCUGGAGGCCAGGAACCUGGGCUGGGCUGACCUGUUGAGUGAGGCAGACCCCUAUGUGACUCUACAGCUGCCCACUGCACCUGGGACAAAGUUUAAAACCAAAACAAUCACAAACUCCAGUCAUCCUGUAUGGAAUGAGACCUUCAGUUUCCUGAUCCAGAGUCGGGUCAAGAAUAUUCUGGAGCUAAACAUCUAUGAUGAGGACCCCGUCACGGAGGAUGAUGCCUGCUUCAAGAUUCUCUAUGACGUCUCAGAAGUCCUCCCUGGCCAGCUGCUCCAGAAGACCUUCUCCCUGCGUCCCCAGGGACAGGAGGAGCUGGACGUGGAGUUCCUGAUGGAAAAAACGUCAGAACGCCCAGAAAACCUCAUCACCAACAACGUCCUUGUGGCCCGAGAGCUGUCAUGCCUGGAUGUCCAUCUGGUCAGCAUUGGGAGCACAGCCACGGUCACAGAUCAGGAUGAGCUGGAGUUGGUGCUGAAGGGCUCAUAUGAAGACACACAGACCUCUGCACUACGCACAGCAUCCUUCCGCUUCCAUUACAUGGCAGCCCAAGAGGCAGAACUGAGUGGGCAUCUGAAGAGGUUGGAAAGGAAUGCCUGGACUUCAGACAAGUCAGCUGAGCACCUCACUGUGCCUCUAAGGUCCUUGGCCAUGGGAAAGGAGGUGACCAUUAACGUUCCUGCUACAAACGCCCCAGAAGUGAGGCUGCAGCUCAAGACUGAGGGCUGCCCUAAGGAGCUGGCUAUGCACCUGGGCUUUGAUCUGUGUGCAGAGGAGAAAGCUUUCCUGAGCAGGAGGAAGCAGGUGGUGGCCAAGGCUCUCAAGCAGGUCUUGCAGCUGGACAGAGACCUACAGGAGGAUGAGGUCCCUGUUGUGGGCAUAAUGGCCACAGGAGGAGGUGCCCGGGCCAUGACGUCUCUCUACGGCCACCUGUUGGCCCUACAGAAGCUGGGCCUCCUGGACUGUGUGACCUACUUCAGUGGCAUCUCAGGCUCCACAUGGACAAUGGCCCACCUCUACGGGGACCCGGAGUGGUCACAGGGGGACCUCGAAGGGCCCAUCAAAUGUGCUAGAGAGCACCUGGCCAAGAGCAAACUGGAGGCCUUCUCCCCAGAGCGCCUAGCAAGCUACUGCCGGGAGCUGGAGCUGCGGGCUAAGCAGGGCCACCCCAAGACCUUUGUGGACCUGUGGGCUCUCGUGCUGGAGUCCAUGCUGCAUGGCCAGGUGAUGGAUCAGAAGCUGUCGGAACAGAGAGCUGCACUGGAGCGGGGCCAGAACCCUCUGCCCCUCUACUUGAGCCUCAACGUCAAAGAGAACCAUCUGGAGACCCUGGACUUCAAGGAGUGGGUAGAGUUUUCACCCUAUGAGGUGGGGUUCCUGAAGUAUGGAGCCUUUGUCCCUUCUGAUCUCUUUGGCUCUGAGUUCUUCAUGGGGCGGCUGAUGAGGAAGCUCCCUGAGUCCCGGAUCUGCUUUCUGGAAGGUAUCUGGAGCAACGUUUUGUCCCUGAACUUGCUGGAUGCCUGGUAUGACCUCAUCAGCUCUGAUGACACCUGGAAGCAGCAUGUCAAGGACAAAAUUAAGAACCUGGAGGAGUCUCCUGCCUCCGUGAGGACCUCCUCACGGCUGGAGGCCUCCUGGCUGCAACCCGGAACAAUGCUGGCCAAGGCAUUUAAGGGCUUCCUGACAGGCAGGCCGCUCCACCAGCAUAGUCUCAACUUCCUUCGGGGCCUCCAGUUGCACCAGGACUACUAUAGCCAGAGAGACUUCUCCACCUGGGCAGACUGUGAGCUAGACUCCACCCCUGGUCAGCUUACGCCUCAGGAGCCACAGCUCUGCCUGGUAGAUGGCGGCUACUUCCUCAACACCAGCUGUCCCUCCAUGUUCCGGCCAGGCCGCAGACUGGACCUCAUACUCUCCUUCGACUACUCCCUAUCCUCACCCUUUAAGACGCUGCAGCAGACUGAGCUGUACUGCCGGGCCCGGGGACUGCCAUUCCCUCGAGUGGACCCCAACCCUCAGGACCAACACCAGCCAACAGAGUGCCACCUCUUCUCGGACCCCACUCACCCUGAUACCCCUGUCCUGCUGCACUUCCCACUGGUCAAUGCCUCCUUUAAGGACCACUCAGCCCCUGGUGUCCUACGCAGCCCCACAGAGCUCCCAGCUGGCCAGGUGGAUCUCACUGGGACCGCCUCACCCUAUUCCCUAUUCAACAUGACCUACAAGGAGGAAGAUUUUGAUCGCCUGCUGCAGCUUAGUGACUACAAUGUACGGAACAGCCAGGAUGCCAUUCUGCAGGCCUUGAGGAUGGCCGUGAAACACCGGGCCCUGGGGGCCAGGCCUCCAACAGCACAGAAUUGA